Molecule: messenger RNA, 656 nt
Organism: Suillus clintonianus
Lineage: Eukaryota; Fungi; Basidiomycota; Agaricomycetes; Boletales; Suillaceae
Product: Cerato-platanin
Exons: 2
Coding region: 144-566 (140 amino acids)
Source: RefSeq, a predicted model, not a curated record
GCAUGGAAUGCUGGUCUAUUUCGUACGCAGGAUCUUUCAGCGUGACUAGCUGGGUAUACGAAUCAGAUAAAAGGAGUACGCUUCUGCAGCGGUUACCCUCAGCCAGCCUCACUCGAAGUAAAACCUCUCAUCACUAGUCCAUCAUGAAAUUCACAUCGGCCAUAAUCUCCCUCCUUGCCAUCGCUCUUCCCGUUCUCGCUCAGACUGAGACCCUUUCAUAUGACAACACUUACGACAAUCCUAGUCAAUCUCUCAGCACCGUCGCCUGCUCAGAUGGGCCUAACGGGCUCAUCACCAAGGGUUACACAACCCUUGGUCAAUUGCCUAAUUUCCCCAACGUCGGUGGUGUCUACACUGUCACGGGAUGGGAUUCAGCUUACUGCGGAACGUGCUACGAAGUGACAUACGGCAGCAACACAAUCGCAAUUCUUGCUGUUGAUGUUGCGACUGCGGGGUUCAACGUUGCGGAGGCAGCGAUGAAUACGCUUACUGGGAAUCAGGCUGCGUUUUUGGGGAGGGUAUCGGUGACUUCAGUUCAGGUUAAUGCCUCUGUUUGUGGUCUUUGAAGUAUCCAGUGAUAUUUGGAUAUGGGUCAAAGGAUAAUAUCAACUUUUGGGUGAUUGUGUCACGAUACGGACUAGAACUGGACAUAAAUU